Chelonia mydas (Green sea turtle) is the source of this 7662-nucleotide messenger RNA. RefSeq names its product nascent polypeptide-associated complex subunit alpha, muscle-specific form. The coding region runs from base 266 to 2173 and encodes 635 amino acids. NCBI's taxonomy places the organism in Eukaryota, Metazoa, Chordata, Testudines, Cheloniidae. Gene Ontology annotation, molecular function: DNA binding. The record is from RefSeq and is a predicted model, not a curated record. The transcript is spliced from 2 exons.
CUGUUUGGCCACGCUCCCCGCUGCUCACCCGCCGAGGCCGAGCCCCGGAGCUCGAUUGGUCAAUCUGGCUGCCGCUCAAUUCUCCCGGGCCCGCCCCUCAUUUGUUCCCUGCCAGUGCCCGUUGAUUGUCCUGCCUUCUUGGCGCGUGGGUGGUCAGGCUCCUCUCCGGAAGUGGGCACGGCGCGCGGCCCCAUCCAAACCGCGCGGCCCGAAACCGAGCUGGCCCGCAGGUCUGUGAGCCUAGCCCCGGGAGAAGCUGACAAGCAUGACCCAGGACAUGGGGCUUGAGGACAAACUGCCGGACUUGGGUGGCAGGAGGGAGUUGGACCAGAAAGACAACGACAGCGGCAGCAGCUGGGCCAGCAGCAUCUCGGAGCUGGCGCUGUCCUCCAGCGGCGAGGAGCUGCUGCAGCACCGCAGCCAGCCCGCCAGCCACAGGGUCGAGGUGGAGAGUGAUGAUGAAGCUUCUGAGCCAGAGAUGGCCCUCAGCCUGUCCCCAGUGCCCCUCAAGCCUAAACGGGGCCGGCCCCCCAAGAACAAGUCUGUGCAGCAGCCAAGCCAGGGGAAGGUGCAGCCCCCAGCUGCCACCCCCAAGUCCCAUGCCAGGAAGCCAGAGACCAAGGCGCCUGAGCCCUCUUCACCCAGGAGCAAGAAGAUCUGUGAGAAUGACUCUUCCCUUGAGAAGCGCAAGCGGGGCCGGCCUCCCAAGGCGCAUCGUGUCCCAGUCGCCCCCAGUGCUGAGUCUCCACGUGGGCGGGGCCGGCCUCCCAAGGCACAGUGUUCCCCAGUCGCUUCCAGUGCUGAGUCACCCCGCAAGCAGGGCCGGCCUCCCAAGCCAUGGUGUUCCCCGGUCGCCCCCAGGGCCGAGUCGCCCCGGAAGCGGGGCCGGCCUCCCAAGGCACAGUGUUCCCUGGUAGUGGUCCCCCCCAGCAUUGAGUUGCCCCACAAGCGGGGCCGUCCUCCCAAGGCACAGUGUUCCUCAGUCAUCCCCAACGCUGAGUCACCCCGUGGGCGGGGCCGGCCUCAGAAGGCACAGUGUUCCCCAGUCGCCCCCAGCGCUGAGUCACCCCGCAAGCGGGGACGGCCUCCCAAGGCACAAUGUUCCCUGGUCACCCCCAGUGCUGAGUCACCCCGCAAGCGGGGCCGUCCUCCCAAGGCACAGUGUUCCCCAGUCAUCCCCAGCACUGAGUUGCCCCGCAAAAGGGGCCGGCCUCCCAAGAUCAAGUCUUUGGAGCAGUUGCCAUCCGGCACUCUUAAGUCCCACAUCAGGAAGCUGGAGACCAAGGCCCCUGAAUUGUUCUCACCCGGGAGCGAGACAGACAGCAGUGAUAGCAACUCCCGCCUCGAGAAGCGCAAGCAGGGCCGACCUCCCAAGGUGCACGGUGCCCUGGUCAUCCCCCAUACUGAUUUGCCCCAUGAGUGGCACCAGCCCUCCAAAAAGAAGUCUCCAGAAAUCAACAAGGAGGAUGUACAGCCACCACCCGGUGUCCCCACAUCCCAUGUCAUGAAGCUGGAGACCAAGGUGCCUGAGCUCUCCUCACCAAGGAGCAGGACCUCAGAACUGCCAGGGGAGGCGGAAGCACAGCCCUCACCCAGCACCCCAAAGCCACAUGCCCAGAAUCCAGGAUCCAGUGCCCCUGAGCCAGUCUCAUCCAGGAGCAAGACAGUAAGCAGUGAGCAGCCUCUGGAGAAGCGCCGACGGGGCCGGCCCCCCAAGGUGCCCUGGGCCCCAGCUGCCCCCAGUGCUGAAUCACCCUCCAAGCGCAAACGGGGCCGGCCCUCCAAGAGCCCAGCCUUGCCCCGCGUGGAGGUGGCAGUCCUGUGCUCCGGGUCAGCCUCAGACCGUGACACCUCUGCUGAGAACGAGCCACCUCUGCCUGGCCGCAAGAGGAGGAGGCGGUGGAGGAAGGAGGAGCCUGUCCUGGCCGGCAGUGAGAGCUCGUUGGAUAGUGAGGAUGGGAUGGCCCCACUCUGGCAGAAAGAAAAGCCAGACUUGGGCGGUGAGACCUCGGCCCUGCUCCCACCCCAGAACACCGCCCCUGAAGUGGAGCCAGAUGGCAACUCGUUGGGGGAAAGUAGCGCCCCUGAACACCCCCCAGCCCGCUCCACCCGCAGCACAGCAGCAGUUAGCAGCAGCAAAACGGGGCCCAUCAGUGGCUCACUCAGAAUGUAGAAAAGGAGAAGAAAGGAACAGGUCUAAAAAUUAAAAAGAGCAGCCUUUAAAUCUUCAAAUUCCCACACCACUGUCUGAUGAGGACGGUUUAACUCAAAGGCUUCGGUGUUUAUGGUCUGCUCCUUUCUCUCCUCAUUCAUGCCUCACUCAACUCAGGGUGCUGAAUUUGGUGCUGUUGCCUGUGCUUUGGAACGCUUCACUGGUUUUCUCAUACCCCUGCUUUCGCUUUCCAAUUCUGCAUGGCUAUGCAAUGCCCCCACCAAAUUCCAACUUUUCUAAUAAACCUACCCCUGAUCUUGCCUCUCUCCUUUCCUACAUUGCUUCCCUCGCUUCAUCCUCUCCCUUUCAUAGGAUAUCAGGGUUGGAAGGGACCUCAGGAGGUCAUCUAGUCCAACCCCCUGCUCAAAGCAGGACCAAUCCCCAACUAAAUCAUCCCAGCCAGGGCUUUGUCAAUCCUGAUCUUAAAAACUUCUAAGGAAGGAGAUUCCACCACCUCCCUAGGUAACGCAUUCCAGUGUUUCACCACCCUCCUAGUGAAAAAGUUUUUCCUAAUAUCCAACCUAAACCUCCCCCACUGCAACUUGAGACCAUUUCUCCUCAUUCUGUCAUCGGCUACCACUGAGAACAGUCUAGAUCCAUCCUCUUUGGAACCCCCUUUCAGGUAGUUGAAAGCAGCUAUCAAAUCCCCCCUCAUUCUUCUCUUCUGUAGGCUAAACAAUCCCCAUUCCCUCAGCCUCUCCUCGUAAGUCAUGUGUUCCAGUCCCCUAAUCAUUUUUGUUGCCCUCUGCUGGACGUUUUCCAAUUUUUCCACAUCCUUCUUGUAGUGUGGGGCCCAAAACUGAACACGGUACUCCAGAUGAGGCCUCACCAAUGUCGAAUAGAGGGGAACGAUCACGUCCCUCGAUCUGCUGGCAAUGCCCCUAUUUAUACAUCCCAAAAUGUCAUUGGCCUUCUUGGCAACAAGGGCACACUGCUGACUCAUAUCCAGCUUCUUGUCCACUGUCACCCCUAGGUUCUAAAGGUUUCCUAGAUUCCCAGGCCAGAAGAGAGCAUUAUGAUCCAUCUAGUCUGACCUCCUGCCCUGGCCAUAGACUCUCCCCUCCCAUCUCUUAUAAAUGACUUUUCCUCCCGUAUUCUACGCUGUCCUCCUAUUUUUUUUUUUUUUUUUUUUUGCUUUACUUUACUUGCUUUCUUCAUCAUUUUAUUUUUGUGUCCCCCACCUCGCCCCUCUCAUUUCAUUACGUGAUUUGUUUAUAAAGGUACUCUGUUCUUACCAAAGUCACUGGUAAAUUCCUAAACCUUGAAGUACAGCCUCCUUGUUGGGAAUCAGACCCUAGUGUGCUGCGGGACGGGCGGAGAUAUUCACCAGUAUGCUAAUGAAGAAAGCUGUACGGCUCUGUUUCAUUAUGAAAAUCUUAUCGCCAACUCUUGCUACACCAAGUGAUCAAGGGGUGACAAGGAAGUGAUGGGCUCUUUCCAUAAAAUUGUGAGCAUUUCUGUUCUAGCAAUCAGUCUUGCGGAGACUACCUGUUUUGUAGGCUCUGCAGAGGUGGAUUGCCAUAUUGUCAGAAGCAAUAAAACAGGAGCAGGCUAAGGAAGGAAUUGUCGUAGGACUAACUCUUAAAAUCUUACAAACCAAAAUAGAGAACCACGGAGAGUUGCUUUCUUAUGUAAAAAGGGAAUGGGGCACUAAUUUGAAAGUUUGAUUUAUUUGGUCCAUGACGUUCCCUCAGGAGGAUAGCAAGGGACUGAUAAAACCAGGCAAAGAUUGGCAAGAGUAGGUUUGUAGCCAGAGAUAAGAAAUAAUGUGAAAUAAUGCUGUGACAAUUGCUUAAUCUGUGUGCAAAAUGAUCUUAAAGUAAUAAGAACAGUGCUCCCCUUAAAGCUCAUAAAAAUUCAGGGCCACGGUCUACUUUGCAGAUUCAUUUUGUGGGACUGUUACCUGCAAGUUAAAAAGGAAAUAAAUAUUUUUUUUCUUCAGCAAUGGCUCCUGUGUUGGUAGUCUAGGUAUUCUCCUAUUGGGCCCUACUGGCAAAAUUGAAAUCAGAUCGAGGAACUAACUUUACAGAAAAAAAUCUUCCAAAAUUGUCUUUUGGUGUUAGGGACAAAACAAAAGUACCACAGUCCAUACUGCGCUCAGGACAGGUGGAAAGGAUGAACAGAAUCCGUCAAACUGAUGGUGAGAAAGUUUCUCUCUAAAGGGAAGAGACCAGGACAGUCUCAUUCCGUUACUUGACAUGGCAUUCGGGGCUGCUUUGCUAGUGCAAGAAAUUGCAUUUUGUUUGAGGUAAUGACGCAUGGAGAAAUGAGACUUUCAAAGCAUCUAUGAAAAACUAAUGAUGCAUGAGAUUGAGGGAAUAAAAGUGGAUGUUUUGUGCAAAACUUUCAAAGACUACCUUAAACAAGCACAUGUGUACAUAGCUAACGAAUGGGGAAUAUCAAAGUGAAAAGCAAAAGUGUAUUUUGACAGAUAAAGGAAAAUGACUGGAAAGUAGGAGACCAGGUCAUGCUUCUGUUAUGCUUAUUGAAGCAUAAUUUGUAUAAUAAAUGGCUGUCUCUCCAUUGAACUGUGGAUAAAUUAAACUCAUUUAUGUGUAAUCAGGUUACUGGGAAUAAGAAAAAUGUGGAUAAAGUUUAGCAUGCUAACCAACUUCAGAUGUUUUAGAGGUGCGUCACCCAGACCAAAGACACCAAGGUAUAUCAGUGCAUAGUGAAGAAACCCCCAGGCAUCGGAAGGGAAAAGAUAAACCUACAGGUGACAGAUGAGCCAAUUACACUUCCACCCACUCUGCAAGAACAACUGAGUGCAAUUAGCUAUAGAGAUGUUACAGUGCCCUAAGGUUGGACUGUGCUCGCUUACUGGUCUAACUGCUAUUUCAGUCCCUAGUGCUUUGCUUAAUAAUGUGUAGUUUAUGCAUAUAUCUAUUGUUUUAAAUCUUUCUCAAUGGAAUAUUGCUGAAUUUGUCCACUGUGUAACAACAAAUGUAUUGUUGCUGUAUGCAUCUUUGUUAUUAGACUUAAUAGCAUUUUAUCAGGGACAAGUGCAAAAUCUGGGAGCUGCUCCAGAAACUAUUACAUAGUCUGGUAUCUUUCAAAAUAGGCAACUCUGAAGUUUUGAUGGAAUUGUUUGUUCAGUUUUACGAUUAUUUGGAUCAGGGAUGUCUUUUUUUCCAAAUGGGAGAUUUAGAAAAUAUAAAAAGACACAUUAACUAUUUCAAGUACCAGGCAGUGGAAACAGUUUCUAAAUCUAUAAUAUGCCAUUAAUGGCCUAACUACUGAGGAAAGGUAUAGUGUGUGUGUAUAAUAAGCAUGACAUUGCUAAACUGUUCAUCCAGAAACCAAGAUUAAUGAAUGAAUUACAGGAAAGAAAAGGAACAUGGCAGAGGUAAGAAGAUUAUUUGCACAAUUUAUGAUAGUUGUGUUAACUGCCAUAACCAGUUUGUCAAGUGAUGAUGAAAUGGAUAAAUUUCCUGAUUUUUAUCACUGACAAAAAAUUAGCUAAAUGGUCUUUCCAUCAGUGUAUCUCAAAGGCUCUUGUAAACCGGCAAUGUCUCAAAUCCUGCAAACAGAUUCCCUUGAGCACAAUUUGUAAUUUGGGGUCAGUGACACCUCAGCAUACCAGAGGUACUUGUUGAUCGAAACAGUCUUGGCAUCCGUUGUCCGAAUCUUAGCGCUGACAUGUUUAAUAAAUUGGUGUUUGUCCAGUCACUUGAUUACCUAGAAGAAGACCUCUACAGCGAGUGUCUGGAUGUACCACGGCUCCUGGUGUUUCAUUCAGCAGUGCAAACCUGGAGCCCACCACGUGUAGCCUGCUGCCGUGUAUCAGUGCAUGUGCCUGUGUAAUGUCUGACAUCAAAACUACUGUCUGUGGCCACGCCAGCCUGACACGGCUCAAUGAGACAGAUGGACAAGAGGCUACAGCCUCUUGUCCUGCAAGACUCAUCCACUGGUGACAACCAGCAGUUGGGGCGACCUAGGCUCUGGAGAGAUGGGAUUGCAUAGUAACCAGUUAAAAUUUUUUUUGACCUACGGAGACUUUGCUUCACUCCAACUUUCUGUUUGACCCACAGUGUUGCAAGUCGAACCAUAACGUGUAGGUUGGAACAGGCAUCAGUGAAUCCAUUAUCCAAAGUGAACCCCAUCACCAGGAUGAAGUUGAAAAAUAAUACCAGUUGUUCAACCUACACGUUGAUCCACUAACCAUAAAUGUAAAAAUAUCAUUAGACCGAAGAGAUACGCAUCUUAAUCAGAUUAACAGUGUCAUGCACGAAGCAGAAAAGGCUCUGUAUAAUCACAGGCAUGAUGGUGACUUAGAAAUACUUACGUCUAAUGCUUGGACAGAGAUUACUCUUAAAGCUUUAAUUAUAUUGAUUUUGUGUGUGUCAAUUUUGUUUUGUCAUGUGUUUUGCUAAAACAGCCUAAACUUCAGUUAAAUGCUUUCACAUCAGCUACGUGAUUUUUUUCCCCCAGGGAGUCACCCUGUUGCUAUAAAUCUGAGCGGGGAGGGGCUAUUAGCCAAUAUCAUAUAUUUCUGACGGUUUUGUAUUUUCGCACUUUCGCUAAGUUGUGUAACUAUGAAGCAGACUCCUAGCAUGCUUUGUGUUCAUGCUAAGCUUACAGUUGUUGACUUGUGACCCCUGAGCUGAUUUUGAAAGGUCCAUAUUUAAAAACUAUUUUUUCUUUGCUAGGAAUGGCUUGCUUACCGUCUCAAAUAAUCUGGUGGGGUGUUUGGAAAAUGAGUUAAAAGCUGGUCAGACCAACUCCAUACACCAGGAUGACAGGAUAGUGGAAUCAUGUCUACUUAUGGUGUUUUUCCACUUACUGUUUCUUCCAUCUUCACCUGUGAUGCUUCCGGUGGUCUCCAUGAGGUUGGGAGCAUGUGCAAGGCAGGGAAACAUUUUGCUGUUUCCUUUUCAGUUGGAUGUUAAAGUUUUCAGAUCUCUGUGAGACCUACCAGUGUCAGCUGGUAUGAUACAUUUUACGUAGCUGCAUGAGUACCGUGAUCAGUGACUUGUGCGCUCUAAAUUAAUCAAAGGCUACGGAGUGAGCUGUAUAUAACCUCUGGUAUUUGUAAGUGUAGGAACUGUCAAGCAAGAUGUAUGUUCUGUUAAGGCUUGCCAAAUAACAAUUAGCGUACAAAAUACAGGGUAUAAAGUGAUAGGAGUGAUUGGUGCAGGUGUCUUGGGUGAAGAUGUCUGUAGACCUUGAAAAACAGGUGGGGAAAGUAGAUAAGAAUAGGGAAAUUAGGUCUUUGAUGUGACCGUGAGAUGGGGGUGGGUGGGGGAGCGGAGGGUGUUCUGCCUAUUGAAAAUGCAGGAUAUAAAUGUCAGCUAAGCUCAUGAUUUUGGAACAGAUUGAAGACUGCUGCGAGCCUGUAUCCCCACCUGGUACAGUGCUAACCUUUGCUUUUCUGUAUUGUGCUGAUCUAUCUUUGCUUAAUAAACUGACUGAGCAUGGUUAGCGGAUGUGCCAUUGAUCGGUAAUUUAAA